Messenger RNA from Dromaius novaehollandiae (emu), 2157 nucleotides. Its product is annotated as caspase-8. The transcript has 9 exons. Bases 123 to 1559 code for a protein of 478 amino acids. Gene Ontology annotation, biological process: regulation of apoptotic process; proteolysis; apoptotic process. The record is from RefSeq and is a predicted model, not a curated record. Gene Ontology annotation, molecular function: protein binding; cysteine-type endopeptidase activity. NCBI's taxonomy places the organism in Eukaryota, Metazoa, Chordata, Aves, Casuariiformes, Dromaiidae.
GGCUGCGGGCCGGGCCCCGCCUCCCACAAGCGGAAGCGCUCCGGGGCCGGGGCGCAGCCAGGAAACGUCUUCCCGUCUCUUUGCCCAGGCCUGAAGCUGUCCCGGGGGGCAGCGGGAGGGCGAUGGAGUUCUCCAGGUGCCUCUACAUUAUCAGCGAGGCGCUGGCCACGGAUGAUCUGGCGGCUCUCAAGUUCCUCAGCCUGGAGCACAUCCCUUUGAGGAAGCAGGAAGGCAUCCAGGAGCCCAAGGCCUUCUUCCAAGCACUGCAGGAGAAAGGCCUGAUCGAGGUGGGGAAUCUGGCCUUCCUGAAGGAGCUGCUCUACCGGAUCAAUCGCAUGGACAUCCUGGCUUACCAGCUGGGCUGCAGCCGAGAGGAGAUGGAGAAGGAGCUUCAGAUCCCAGGCAGGGCAAAGGUGUCUCCAUUCAGGUACCUGCUCUUUCAGCUGUCUGAAAACAUCACCACUGAGGAGCUGAAGUGUUUCAAAUUUCUUUUGGGAAGAGAACUACCAAAAUCCAAGCUGAACACUGAGAAUACAAUGAUCGACGUUUUCAUUGAGAUGGAGAAGAAGGGGAUUUUGGGAGAAGACAACCUAAAGGUCCUGAAGACUCUUUGUGAAAAAGUUGACAAGAGCCUGGUGAAGAAAAUUGAAGAGUAUGAAUUAAACCUAUGUGGUGAGGAAGAGAUGCUGAUCACAGAGGGACAGAGUGGCAACAUAGGAGUCACUGAAGCCCAUGCCAGACGGCUGACCUCAUCUGUGGCACCUGAUUCUCCUGACAGCCAUAGUGAAUCUUCCCAGCUUGAAGUUUACAAAAUGACCAGCCGACCCCGUGGAGUGUGCCUCAUCCUGAAUAAUCACAAUUUUGCAAGAGCCAGGGCAGAAGCAGCUGAACUAAAGAUGAAUGAUCGGAAUGGGACAGACGUGGAUGCAGCGGCUCUGAAGAAAGUCUUUAGCAAGCUUCAUUUUGAAAUAGCAGAACACAAAGACCUCACCGCAGAGGAAAUCCGUAACGUUGUGAACAUCUAUCAGUGUGAAGACCACAAGGACAAGGACUGCUUUGUUUGCUGCAUCCUCUCUCAUGGGAAAAAAGGCAUUAUAUAUGGUGUUGAUGGGCAGGAAGUACCCAUUCAGGAACUGACCACUUCUUUCACUGGGCGGAAUUGCCACUCACUUGCAGGAAAACCAAAAGUCUUCUUUGUUCAGGCCUGCCAAGGUGAUGCUCGCCAGAAAGGUGUUACCAUCGAAGUAGAUUCUGGAGAGCAAGAUUCUUCUGUAGAAACAGAUGCAAGAUUUCAGUUUGACUGCAUCCCCUCAGAAGCAGACUUCCUCUUGGGCAUGGCUACCCUGCAGGAUUAUGUUUCCUACAGAAGUCCAAGCCAGGGGACCUGGUAUAUACAGUCACUGUGCCAACACUUAGAGAACAGCUGUCCUCGAGGAGAAGAUAUUCUCACCAUCCUGACAGCAGUGAAUCAAGAGGUAUGGUGCCUGGACAUGUCACCUAAAUACAUCCAUUUUACAGAGAAAGAAGGAAAGGCAGUCACAUCUCAAACAGCUAAGUAGACCUGCUAUUAUCAUUGAUCAGGAAAACUUCCUUGACAACCAAUGAUUAAAAAAUAACGAAUUAAAAUGAGAAACCCUGUUGAUCCUACCAGCCUUCCCCAGAAAUCAGUAUCUUUCUAAGGUAGCUCACUACACAAGAAAUCUGAUGAAUCUGUAGAAAGUUCUGAUUCCAGCAUACUUAACUCUAUCUCAUGCCCAGACCUUACUUUAAACCUAACCCGGGUCCUAAUCAAGUAUAACAAUUUCAAUACACUGAUGCUUCAAAGGAAUGCCAUUCUAUUAUGUCCAGAUCUUUUUCCUUAACAAUUUUGCCUCUUCCACAGUGACAGUGUUGACAGUUUCUUCUCAAUUUUUCCUCAGUUUCUAAGCAGAGGAAAGGAAAGCUGUUGCGAGUAUGUUAGAAAGGGAGGAACCUUUGCAGACCCUUCUAAAAGUAAUUGAUUUCAGAUUGGUGCUAUCUUUCUCAGUUCAGAGUCAGGAUUGUAGGAACGGAUUCUCAGAUAAUUUAACAAGCUAAAAUCUUAACUAUAAACACAAUUACACAGCAUUCUGCACAAAGUCUGCCAAUACCCAGUUUUUCUUCUGCAGCUGCUCUCUC